CAAUGGGCAUAGACCAGAACACCUUCCAGGAACCUUACUUCAUUGAUAAAGUAAAGUGUGUAGAUCAAGCAUAGGAUACUCUGCUCUAUUCAAUCACAACACACUAAAUUGAAAAAAUUAGUUGAGCAUCCUUAGGAGUAGUUUGGUUUUUUUAACAUGGGAAAACAUGGUGAGGAAGAAGAGUAUUUUCGCUACGAUGUGUUCAUUAGUUUCAGAGGGGAAGAUAUUAGGCACACCGUUCUACGGCAGCUCCGUGAAGGGUUGGGUAGGAGGGGAAUACUCAGUUUCCAUGAUGACAGGGAUAUGAGGAUAGGGACAGUGUUCUACUAUGUAGAUCCCUCAGAUAUACAGGAAUUGAGAAGUAGUUUCGGAAAACACAUGACGGCACACGAAAAAGAGUUUGGAAAAGAGUCGCAGAGAGUGCAGGCUUGGAGGUCUGCUUUGUCUGAAGCAGCUAACUUGCCAGGGAUGCAUAUUACCCCGGGUAUCUGAUCAAGGGAGUGAGCCAAACAAUGGAUAAGAAAAAAUUAGAUAUUGUUAUUGAAUACUUUUAUGAGUCAUAUUUUUAGUAUUGAACAUCUAUAUUGAACAUAAUGAACCUCUUUCUUUUUAAUUUUUAUGUAUGAACAAUUAGUUAUAUAAAUGAUAUUAGGUUGAACAA
Messenger RNA from Vigna angularis (adzuki bean), 661 nucleotides. Its product is annotated as TMV resistance protein N-like. The transcript is spliced from 3 exons. NCBI's taxonomy places the organism in Eukaryota, Viridiplantae, Streptophyta, Magnoliopsida, Fabales, Fabaceae. Bases 157 to 492 code for a protein of 111 amino acids. The record is from RefSeq and is a predicted model, not a curated record. Gene Ontology annotation, biological process: signal transduction.